Messenger RNA from Rhinocladiella mackenziei CBS 650.93, 2301 nucleotides. RefSeq lists its product as uncharacterized. Gene Ontology annotation, molecular function: zinc ion binding; DNA-binding transcription factor activity, RNA polymerase II-specific. Gene Ontology annotation, biological process: regulation of DNA-templated transcription. The record is from RefSeq and is a predicted model, not a curated record. The transcript is spliced from 5 exons. The coding region runs from base 1 to 2301 and encodes 766 amino acids. Gene Ontology annotation, cellular component: membrane. NCBI's taxonomy places the organism in Eukaryota, Fungi, Ascomycota, Eurotiomycetes, Chaetothyriales, Herpotrichiellaceae.
AUGGCUGGCGAUAAUGAAAAUGCUGAUUUCAAAUUAUAUCAAUAUGAUCCUUCUCUCACAGCCGCGGUCAUCUUUAUCAUCCUCUUCCUUUUGAUAACCUUGCUGCAUACUUACCAACUUGUUCGGACGCGGACGUGGUAUUUCAUUCCCUUUUGCAUAGGUGGAUAUUUUCAAUGGAUUGGAUACAUUGGUAGAGCGAUCGGAUCUCAAGAGUCUCCAGAUUGGAGCGUCGGGGCUUACGUCCUGCAGUCGAUCCUAAUCCUCGUCGCCCCGGCGCUUUUUGCGGCAAGCAUCUACAUGGAAUUGGGCCGUGUCAUUCGUCUGACGGAUGGAGCUGUCCACUCAGUCAUCAAUACACGAUGGUUGACUAAGAUAUUUGUGGCUGGAGACGUGCUUUCGUUUCUGAUGCAGGGAAGCGGUGGAGGAAUCAUGGCCAGCGGUACUGAAUCUUCAAUGACGACGGGAGAAAAGAUCAUCAUCGGUGGCCUCGUCCUGCAAAUCCUGUUCUUCUCCUUCUUCAUCAUCGUCGGCAUCACUUUCCACAUCCGAAUGCACAGAAUGCCUACCUCCAAGGUCCUCAGCAGCGGAAGCACAGCGCAUGUCUGGAAGAAACACCUCUACGCGCUGUACGGUGGUAGUUUGCUCAUUCUCGUCCGAUCGGUGUUCCGCUUGAUCGAGUACGCACAGGGGAAUGAUGGUUAUCUGAUUUCGCACGAGGUGUAUCUUUACAUCUUUGAUUCCGUGCUCAUGGUCGCAGCCAUGAUUUUGUUCGCAGUCAUACAUCCGAGCGAGGUCAAUGCGAUGUGCGAUGAAAGGGGGCCCAUCUGUUCCAACUGCGUGGCCAGGGAGCUGGACUGUUCAUAUGUGCACCAACAACGAGAAGGCAUCAAUCAUGAUCCGGUGACGACAGCAGCCACGGCGGGCCUCGACCCAGAUCAUAAUCCUCCUUCGUUGCUUCACCACUCAACUCACGAGUCACAAGAAGUCGCCAACGGCGGGCGGGUUAGCAAGGCUUAUGGCCACGACGACGACAUCUCUGCGCAACGAAUUCUCGAACUGGAACUGAUGCAUCAUUACUCAACCUCGACCUACAAAUCCUGUGUCGGCGUGUCUGACAACACGAUAGCUGCCGAUAUAUGGCAGAGAUUCGUUCCCAUGCAAGGUUUAAAGCACGAUUUUCUUCUCCAUGGCAUCCUGGCCUUUGCAGCGCUCCAUAUGGCCACCAAGUUGAAACAGUCAACCGCAGAAGACGCCAGCGAAUCCCGCGAACCCGAUGUGUCUUUCUUGCUGAUAUCUGGUCGCUCGCCGUCCUUCUACUUCCGCAAGGCCCUCGAAUAUCAAAACAUGGCAUUUGCAUCUUUCCACUCGGUCCUCCCUGACGUGACGCAAGCUAACUGUGACGCUGUCUUUGCGUUUUCCAUACUCACCAUGCUCCUCGCCAUUGCGAUUCCGCAACAAUCAGCGUUCUUCUCAACAACGACCGGGGAGUCUGUCGUAGACAGAAACAACCUGGCUGGUAAAGACAACUUGGACUUUGCUUCAAACCCCAACCUCAACAUGGAUUUUCAUCUGACACCUCUUCAAAGCAUAUUCACGCUCUUCGAGUUUUUGAAGGGAGUCGGCUCUAUCGUCCAAGUAAGCCGUGAAUGGCUUCAUGGAGGCCCCUUUCGGUUUCUCAUAAACAGGUACGCCGAGUACUGGGACUGGCGCUGGCGCCUGGCAGACCCGGAUGUCAUCGAAGCACUCUGCAAGUUGAGAGAGUUGAAUGAGCGACUUAACGCGAACGUGACCACGACCACGCCUCAAGGAGGUAACCAGAGUGGGAACCGGCGCGGUGGCACGUCCACGGUCCUCGAAAUCAACGACUCGGCCAUCUCCCAGCUCGAAUUUAGCUUCGCCAAACAAGGCCCGGUAAACACAGAAACCCCAAUUUCAACUCCUGCUUCCAGAUCUCCGUCUGCCUCUGCUUUUCUCUCAGCUUCGGCGACAGGGGCGGUUUCAGUACCCACACCCACUUUCACUCCACCGUCCUCAUAUCGAGAUCGGGGACACAUCAUCGGCUGGCUCGCCAUGGCGGGAAAGGACUUCAUCUCAUGCCUGCGCGACGGCAACUCUGUCUCACUACUGAUUUUCCUGCACUGGGCUGUCUUGCUCGAUUGCCUGGACGACGUAGAUAUCUUCUGGUGGUCGCGCGGGUCGGGCAAGGCGUUGGUCAAGAAUGUAAGUGAAAUUUUACACUUGAGGGGCCCUGAAUGGGUGGAAAGGACGGCUUGGGCGAGGACAAAAGUUGGGCUGGCUUGA